CCACACUCACCUCAUGCGAUCCAACCGCCGCCCCUGCAUCUCGGUCUCCCAAGUGAGUGUGAUGCCGUCGGUCCACAUUAUCAGCCUCGGUGUGUUGGGGACCAUUGAUUUCUCUCCGUGAAGUGUUCAUCAUAUGAAUUUGUAAGCCAAGGAAGUGCCAGUCAGUAACAGGAGAAACAUGGAGGGAAAUUCAGAAUCCCAAGACCUGUUGGUACAGCAGGAACCGUCAGGUGGCAAUGUGAAUGAGGCAUCUGAUGUGUCUGAUGAUUGCCAUGACAGUAGUGAACAGCUUUCCCUUAGCCCAGCUGGAUCUCCAACUGAAGCCCCACCGUCCUAUAAGCCUGAGCCACAAGUGCCUGAUAUCCCCUCAUCAUCCGUCACACACGAUGCCGCCAACGACAACUGUACAUACAACGAUAGCCCUGAAAGAGAAUACUGUGAUACCAACAAUGAAGUAGGAGGCAGUUAUGGUGAUGGAGAAUGUGCCACAUCCACUAAUUAUGGUUCACGUAUAGGCCAUAGUCGCGGUGCUAGCCAAGUUUCUUCCUGUGAACCAUCAGUUUGCCGUAUGUCAGGUCGAGAUUUGUGCCAUAGCCGAGGAGCUAGUACAGAUGGUUCAACCAUGGAGGCUUACCCUUAUUCUGCUUCUGAAAGCCGACGAGGCACCUAUAGUGAAGCAGGAACACUGCCUAUUGGGUCAACAAUCAUCGAAGAAAACAUGCAAGGCUGGGAUCGUGAAUCUGAGAAAAAGCUGUCGGAUAGUGAAGAAGUAGGAACAACUUAUUCAAGAAAACUGGUAUCCUUCUGUGAUUGCUGUCAGUCGGUUCUGCGCAGCCAACAUGAACUGAGAGAACAUCCAACAACAUUGGAAUUGAUAAAAUAUGCCUUCACUUGCCCCCCACAUGGAAAGGUUGGGAAUUUCCUGCUAUGGCUGUUAAUUGGCCUUGCCUUCUGGGGCUGCCUGAUCUCCAUCACUGGCGAAGAGGCUCUUCCGGGCGGGAACUUUUUCAGCCUCAUCGUCCUGUAUGUGUUUGCCAUGCUGGCUGGUGAAGCUGUGAAACACAUUGGCCUUCCCUCCCUGCUGGGGAGUCUGGUGGUGGGCAUACUGUUUAGCAGUAUACCUGGCAUUAAUGUUAUUGGGAGUAAUUUAGAUCAUUCAUGGUCUGCUGCCUUGAGAAAAAUUGCCCUCGUGAUCAUUUUGAUAAGGGCUGGGCUUGGCUUGGAUCCAGUUGCCUUAAGAAAGCUAAGCUGCAUUGUUCUGAGACUGGCUUUCAUGCCAUGUAUGGUGGAGGCCUUGACUAUGGGUGUUGUUUCUAAGUUCUUACUUGACCUUCCAUGGAGCUGGAGUUUGAUGCUUGGUUUUGUGGUGGCUGCUGUGUCUCCAGCUGUAGUUGUGCCAUGCUUGCUGAAGCUGGGUGAGGAUGGAUAUGGUGUAGAGCAAGGGAUUCCAACCCUGGUUAUUGCAGCAGCAAGUAUGGAUGAUGUUCUGGCCAUUACAGGUUUCAGUGUUAUGAUGGGAUUAACAUUUGCCAAGGGUUCAACAACAUGGACAGUGUUCAAAGGGCCAUUUGAAAUAUUCACAGGAAUUGUAUAUGGCAUUGUAUUUGGUAUUGUGUGUUGGUAUCUGCCAUAUAGAGAAAAGAAGAACAGGGCAAUCUACAAAUUGCUAAUGCUCUUUGGUCUUGGAGGGCUUGCCAUGUUUGGGAGUCACAAGGUUGGACUGGAGAGUUCAGGAGCAAUUGCUGUGUUGACAGUGGCCUUUGUUGCUGGUUUAGGGUGGCGUAAACCAGGAAAUGAGGAUCCUGCUGUUGGCAAAUAUUAUCGCUUCUUAUGGGAGAUCUUCCAGCCAAUGCUCUUUUGCUUGAUUGGCGCAGAGAUUAAUGUCAUGGCCAUAGAGCCAAGCACUGUAGGAUGGGGUUUACUUGCACUGAUAGUAGGACUAACCCUAAGAGUUGCUACCUCAUUCGUUGUUGUGAUGGGUGCCUCGUUUACAGUGUGGGAGAGAUUAUUUAUUGCUAUUGCUUGGCUUCCAAAGGCCACUGUGCAGGCUGCCAUUGGGUCUUUAGCCUUAGAUUACGUCCAGCAGUCUGAUAGUGAACCUGACCCUGAGGAUAUUCAACGCGGGGUGAAGGUUGUUACUAUUGCAGUAAUGGUGAUUUUGGUAACUGCUCCUCUAGGGGCAGCUGCGAUCAAACUGACAGGGCCCAAGUUCCUUGCUAGAAAACCCUCUUCCAACUCGCCGCAAGACUCAGAAACUACAGUUUAGACUGAUUGUUAUCCCUUUUCCAGAUAUAUCUUCCUGUUGUUUUUUGUAGGGUUUGAACUCUAUUCUGCUUUCAAUAACAUGCAAACUACUAGAAAUAGUUGAAGAGGUUUCUUAUAUUUAUAGAGAAUGUCAAUUUGAAAUAUUUUUAUGAUAUUUUACAUAUUACUUCACAUGUAUAUUGGAAUUCGAUAGGAAGAUUUAAUACAGCAGCUUCUCAGCUACACCCUAUAUAUUAGUUUUUUCUUAUUUAGUUGACCAGUUACAGCAGUUCAUUAUUACUGAGACCAAUACUUUUGUGAUAUUAUUUUUAUUUGUAAAAUUGCAAGCUUUUAGAACGAAAAGCACUUCAUUAGCUCCAUGCAUUAAAAAUAAGUAAACAAAAAAAUCAUGGAGUCAUGUGUGCAUCAUCCCAGUACGUGAUUCUUAUCAACUAAGGUCCUAAAUUCAAACAUGGAAAGUAUUUAUGUCACAGUUAUGUUCCAGCCUUUAGAAGAGAAUGUCAAAGACUGGUGGUUACUAAAGACCUUUCUUAGUUUUGCAA
Penaeus indicus is the source of this 2807-nucleotide messenger RNA. Its product is annotated as sodium/hydrogen exchanger 9B2-like. Bases 179 to 2266 code for a protein of 695 amino acids. The record is from RefSeq and is a predicted model, not a curated record. Lineage: Eukaryota; Metazoa; Arthropoda; Malacostraca; Decapoda; Penaeidae. Gene Ontology annotation, biological process: proton transmembrane transport. The transcript has 15 exons. Gene Ontology annotation, molecular function: antiporter activity. Gene Ontology annotation, cellular component: membrane.